Vigna unguiculata (cowpea) is the source of this 854-nucleotide messenger RNA. Its product is annotated as wound-induced protein 1 pseudogene. Lineage: Eukaryota; Viridiplantae; Streptophyta; Magnoliopsida; Fabales; Fabaceae. The record is from RefSeq and is a predicted model, not a curated record.
AUGGGUCUGUAUGGGUCGUCAAGUUGGUAUGACCUUUUUGGAUCGUCAGGCCGACCUAGCCCGUUUAGGUUUCCUUGCCGGUUAGAACAUUCACCACCAUCGUCUUCCACUCCCAUUCAUACUAAAGCAAUCAUUUUACAUACUCUCAAUAUUCCGGAGCUGGCAAACUCGAGUUCACAUAAACCAUGGCUACACGAUCAAGAAGAUCGCAACAAGAGAACCAUAACAGACUUAUACAAAGCCAUGACCUCAGAGGACACCAACACAAUGCACCGUCUUCUAGCCCCAGACCUGGAGUGGUGGUUCCACGGCCCACCCUCCCACCGCCACCACCUCGUUCCUCAUCUCACCGCCACCACCACCACUUAUACAAAGCCUGUGCUGGUUCCUGACCUCAUCGUUGGCUUCGGAUCAGUGACCAUCGCUGAAGGGUUCGACGAGACCAACUUGGUGUGGUGGGUGCACGCGUGGACCACCACCGCUGACGGCGUCAUCACGGAGAUUAGGGAGUACGUCAACACCUCCGUCACCGUCACCAGGCUCGGCUUCCAUGGCUCCGACGAUGUUGUUGCUUCUGCCAUGUGUCAAAGCGUUUGGCAGAGCAAGCUUUCCGAUGAGUCUGUUCCAGGACUCAUUCUCGCCAUCUAGUGAACUGAAGUUCCAAAAGGCUUCGUUGGUUGUUUCUGAAAUUCACUAUAUUUAUCUGUCAGUUCAGUGUUGUGUGUCUUAGGUUGAAUGAAAGAAUCUUCUUGCUGUUGGUUGUGCCAUCUUUUGUUAUUGUGUGUUUAUUUAGGUACGUUGAAACGAUGUGUCUGGAUAAAUAAAUAUGUGCUACGUAUCAUGUUCUAGUUUCA